UGGCAAUGUGCUGGCAUUAAUCGUAAAUAUGUAUCCAUUUGAAGGCACAUCGACGCAACAGUAAUUCCGGAGAACAACAUAAAAGCCAGCCGUCUUCCUACUAUCGCCUUCAGAAUUACCUGAUCCCGCACACACUAUUCGCAAACAAUGCAUUUCUCCUCCGCAAUUGUGCUCGCUGUCAUUGCUGCUUUAGUAUCAUCAAGCUCUGCCAUGCCCACUACUAGCGAUGCAACUAGGCUCCCCGCUCACAAUCCGAAAUGUCCCUCAGGCUCAAAAUGCGACACGAACCCAGACUGCCAAGUUGAAGGAUGCACUGAAUUUUGCGGAUGGGUGAGUCACAUUCUUGAUUUUACAUCGGUGGAGUAUGGCCGUUGACACUGACACGCGAGUUAAGGAAGAAUAUGUGUCAAC
This is a messenger RNA of Suillus bovinus, 411 nucleotides long. RefSeq lists its product as uncharacterized. Bases 148 to 375 code for a protein of 75 amino acids. NCBI's taxonomy places the organism in Eukaryota, Fungi, Basidiomycota, Agaricomycetes, Boletales, Suillaceae. The transcript is spliced from 2 exons. The record is from RefSeq and is a predicted model, not a curated record.